Messenger RNA from Osmerus eperlanus (European smelt), 6591 nucleotides. It is a transcript of the gene b4galnt4a, whose product is annotated as beta-1,4-N-acetyl-galactosaminyl transferase 4a. The coding region runs from base 580 to 4446 and encodes 1288 amino acids. The record is from RefSeq and is a predicted model, not a curated record. Gene Ontology annotation, cellular component: Golgi cisterna membrane. Lineage: Eukaryota; Metazoa; Chordata; Actinopteri; Osmeriformes; Osmeridae. The transcript has 21 exons. Gene Ontology annotation, molecular function: acetylgalactosaminyltransferase activity.
GUAUACACAGCCAUUGCCGCCCAGAAAAGUAUAGCCUGAUAUAAAUGCAGGGGCAACAGUUUUACUGAGGCAUGCUUUUACUUCAACAUCGGUAUGGGAGUAGCCUAUGUUCACACAAGACCGAUAGCUCACUGUUAACGUGCCUAGUACUAGUAGGCUAAAGUCAUCCACACUAGGCAUUAGUGACAACCCAUAUGCACGCGUGAGGUCUCGAGACUCUUUCAGCCCCACGAACCUAGCCUUUUGCCGCGCGCUGUGCACUUGAGUGCGUCUUAAAUCCCGGGGGAUGAUCUCAGUGUGAGUGGCCGUUAAAAUAAUCAGCGUCGCGGUGUCAGGGAAGCCAAAGCCCGAACAAGAGGGGAUUUUUAUAGAUUAUCGCCGGACUGCUAUUUUGUUCCUACUGCCACACUGAGUGUAGGCUACAGCUCUUGAUCAGCCGCCUUUCCCCCGCUCCGGGCUGUCACCGCUCAACAACUGGAAUGCGAUGCUGGACUGGCUUUUAGUCGCCUUGUCCGCAAGUCUCCGUGUCAUAGCUGUCUCUACUGUACAUUCCGGUAACCGGAUGAUGUUCCAGCGAGGAUGCUGCGCUUCCCUGUGAAGAAAAUUCGGAAGCAGUUCAAACUCCUUCUGCUGCUGGUCCUGUUCACCUUCGCCGUGUGGUUCACUUACCUGCACAUCAACCAGGGCAAAGCUAUCAAACUCCACUUCAACUACGGAAAAGAUGUGGAGAGGCAGACGGAGGGGACCGAUGCCAGCCGUAAGAGGGACGCCCGCUCCUCCGCAAGCCAUCGCAGGAACGAGGACACCAGUGACAGUCACGAGGACGAGGCCAUGGAAGAUGAGCCAAUCAUUGGUGGAGCCAAUGCCAGGGAACACGCCCACAUCAGGAAGUUCCUUAGCCAGCGCCACAAGAAGUUGCCAUGGAAACCUGAGUUCAAAGGUCAGGCCAACCUGCAUGUGUUUGAGGACUGGUGUGGCUCCUCGACAGGCCAGCUCAGGAAGAACCUGCACUUCCCCCUGUACCCACAUACGAGGACCACAGUGAAGAAGCUGGCAGUGGCUCCUAAGUGGAAGAACUAUGGCCUGCGGAUCUUUGGCUUCAUCCACCCUUACAGAGAUGGUGACUUCCAGUUUUCGGUGUCCUCUGAUGACAACUCAGAGCUGUGGCUGAGCCCCGACGACAGCCCUCUGAACGCCCGGCUCCUGGUCUACGUAGGACGGCUCGGUACAGAGUGGACAGCUCCUGGGGAGUUCAACAAGUUUAGGUCCCAGUCCUCCAAGUCUGUACACCUCAUCUCGUCCAGACGUUAUUACUUUGAAGUUCUCCACAAGCAGGAUGACAAGGGCUCAGACCACGUGGAGGUGGGGUGGCGUCCGUUCCUGCCUGGUCUGAAGUAUGAGGUUAUUGACUCCGCCUACAUCUCCCUCUACACUGACGAGUCUAGCCUGAAGAUGAACGGUGUGGAUCACAUACCCCAGACUCUGGCCAGUCACAUUCGCCCACCCAGAGAUCAUCAAGGUCAGGACCAGGGUCAGGUUCGAGGCCGGGGCCAGGCUCACAGUCCAGGCCAGGGUCAAGACCCAGGUCACAGCCCUGCCAGUCAGCAUGGAGCUGACAUGCUGAAGCCAGACCCCAGAGACACAUUUUACAGCACCCCCAUGAUUGAGGCCUCUCGUCUGCAAAACGUGCUACCGGCCUGUCUCUACUCCCCCACCUAUGUGGUCAAAGACUUCCCCAUCGCCAGAUACCAGGGCCUGCAGUUUGUGUACCUUUCCUUCGUGUAUCCCAACGACUUCACCCGCCUCACCCACAUGGAGAGGGAGAACAAGUGCUUCUACAGGGAGUCUCCCAUCUACCUGGAGAAGUUUGGUUUCUACAAGUACAUGAAGAUGGAUGAGGAUGACGACGACAGGCCUUUCUUCUUCCCCAACCCAGAUGAUUUCCUGGAAGAGGAGGAAGGGGUGGAUCCAGAGGACGAGGCCGAGAUCGUGGGCACCCAGCCCCCCAAGAGGACGUCCCGCCCGAGCCAGACCAGCCACACCUCCAGACCCGUCCACCUCUCGGACCCCACCGCCCCGGAGCGGGGGGGGGAGGGGGAGGAGGUCAACCGCGUGGUGGUCCGCAGGGAGAGACGACACUUCCCCCCGAGAGAUGGACCGGCGGAGGAGGACAGGCAAAGGCAGAGGGGGUUCCGCGACUCCAGGAAGGCUGGGGCCCCCGAUGGGGACAGCGAGGGGCCAGAGGAGGCCCUGCCCCCCCAGACGGACAGCCUGGUGCGGGGCCGCUCUCUCUCCUGGAUCCGAACGGGGCCCUCGGAACUCGGCCCUGGCAGGAGGGGGGGCGCCGAGACCCCUCCCAAACUGAGCAAGUCCGUCCUGCUGUUCCCCCAGAAGAGCUCUCUCUCCGCCCUCGCCAGCCGCGCCAAGCAGAUCCUCAGCAACUCCGCCCACGGGAAUACCCGUCUCCGUGGCGGCAGCAACAACAACGCAGCCCCUGGCAACGACAAGGAGAAGAAGGACGAGAACAAGAUCUACAUCACCAGGCCGCGCCCUGCCAAGGAGAGGGAGAAGGAGCGGGAGGAGAGGGAGGAGAGGAGAGAGAGGGAGCGGGAGAGGAGGGGUCUGGUGUCUCGACACCCUAGAGAAGUCUUUCCCGGAGUUUUCCUCUACCAGCACGGUAAGACCACCAGGUUGGUCAACCUCAGCUCCAGACCCAGGGCAGGGCCAGGGGGGGCAGGGGGAAGGGGGCUGGUGAGUGCCCCCCAGCUCUGGCCCAAACCCCCCACGAGAGAGGGCAAGUCUCCCAGUCACAACUCCAGCAGGCAGGGUGUGGUGGAGCGGGCGGCCAGCAGAGCGGCAGCAGUGAGACCCCCAGGCAGUGAGAGGAGGAGGGGAGAGCUCCAGGCUCCAGGUAGAGAGGCUGAUUACGUCGCUGCUCUGCCCAACAGAGGCGGCACCGUGGCCCCCUUGCUCCCACACGGAGACCCCCCUCCUCCCCCGGCCACCCAUCCAGGCUUCAACUCCUCAGACAACGUCCUCCAUGUGGAGGCCAGGGUCACCUCCUACCUCAGAACCUCUGAGAUCACAGAGUCCGAGCAGCAAGUCGACCCCGACCCUAACCUUCACCCCCGUGACUCUGACCCCAACCCAGACCCCGACCCCGAUCCCGACCCCGACCCGGACAUCGAACCCGACCCAAACCGCUCUAACCCGGAGCAGGAGCGCGAACCGGAGGAGGGCGGGGUGUCGGACUACAGCUACGAGGAGGCGGAGGCUCGCCCGGGCUGGGCGGAGGAGAGCAUCAACUGGCAGAGGACCUUCUCCGUCAACCCCAUGGACUUUGAGCUGCUGCGCUCCGACUGGAACGACCUGCGCUGCAACGUGUCGGGGAACCUGCAGCUGGCGGAGAGCGAGGUGGUGGACGUGCUGGCGCAGUACAUGGAGAAACUCAACGAGCGCAACGGAGGAAUCUACACCCUGCUCCGCAUCAUCAACGUGGAGAAGCGGCGAGACUCGGCGCGGGGGAACCGCUACCUGGUGGAGCUGGAGCUGAUGGAGCGGGGCCGCAGCGUGGUGCGCCUGUCCGAGUACAUCUACCUCCUGCUGCACCGCGGGCGGCUGGGCGACGACAGCCUGGAGAACACCGACGUGGCCCCCGCCUCGUCUCCGCCCGGACUCACCACCCAGACGCCCCCGGCCUCCACCCGGGCCCCUGCCCAGCCCGGGGCCACCCCCUGGGGCACGGCCUACGCCAAGCCCCUGCUGUGCCAGCCUGUCAUGUUGCAGUGGAGGAGGGAUGUGAUGGUGCACUUUGUGGUGCCAGUAAAGAACCAGGCUCGCUGGGUGCAGCAGUUCAUCUCGGACAUGGAGGACCUCCACCGCGAGACCAAGGACGACAACUUCAGCAUCAUCGUUGUUGACUUUGAGAGCGAAGACAUGGAUGUAGAGCAGGCCCUGAGAGACAGCACUGUACCCAGGUAUGAGUAUCUGAGGAGAGAGGGGAACUUUGAACGUUCGGCUGGUCUACAGAUUGGAGUGGACACAAUAGAGGACAACCACAGCAUCGUGUUCCUGUGUGACCUGCACAUCCACUUCCCCUCCAACAUCCUGGAGAGCAUCAGAAAGCACUGUGUGGAGGGGCGUCUGGCCUUCGCCCCCAUCGUCAUGAGACUGGGCUGUGGCAGUUCCCCCCUGGAGCCCGACGGUUACUGGGAGGUUAAUGGCUUCGGCCUUUUUGGCAUCUAUAAGUCCGACUUUGACAAGAUUGGAGGGAUGAACACGGAGGAGUUCAAGGACCGCUGGGGGGGAGAGGACUGGGAACUACUGGACAGGGUGCUGCAGAACGGUCUAGAGGUGGAGAGACUCCGACUAAGGAACUUCUUCCACUACUACCACUCUAAACGUGGCAUGUGGAACACCCAGAACAAGAAGACUCCCAAAGGAUAGCGCCCUCCGUGGGCCAGGAGGACCCACUCAUUUAGCUACAGCUCCACUGUGUGUAUGUGAGAGAGACCUGAAGGAGCUCCCUGGCUGCUUGACUCAACCUUUGAGACAGGCACCUUUCAGGGACGCCUUUUUCUGUCUGUCCGAGGCCCCCCCUCACGUUCCUGGGGAUGGUCUCCGGUUGGGAGUCUGAACACUGGUGCUUGAACCUUGUCCACGCAGAGUCAUGGCCUUGUCUCCCUAACACAUCUACAGAGGCAGAUGUCCUCUUCGGUGCACUGUUUCCUGACAGACUGGAAAAUCUGUUGUUUGUUUGUUUGUUUGUCUUUGGGAGAAAACGCCUUUUCCUACUGAGGGGCUGGACCGACCUAAGAUUUUAUAAAACGCCCUGGAGAGGAAACAAUUGUAGGGUCACAGAUGGUGUGUGAGUUUUGUUGCGUGCGUGCGUGCUUGUGUGUGUGUACGUGUGUGUGCACAUGCCAGAAAACGAGAGCUUGUACAACAGUAUGUUUUCUCUCCCUCUGCAUUGGGCUAAGAACAGAGUAUCUGAGUGUCGCCGGGAUCUCUGGUGUCCUGGUGCAGCUCUGUUUGGGGGUGACCACUCAGUAGGUCAUUUCCUAGCAGCUGAGGUCUGGACGUCCGGUAAUGACGGCGGCCGGCUGCGUCAGGGUGUCUCUGGAGGCAGCUCGAGAAGGUGGACAUCACUGAGAACACAGACACUGGACACAACUGCGACUCCACACCGGGGUGACCACAAAGCAUCUGGUUACAAAGAACUUUGUGAAAUACAUAAAUCGUCAUCUCUUUCUGUCUCGAUUCUCUGUCUUUGUUUCUCUCUCUCUCGACCUUGUUCCUCCUCUGUUACUUGCUCUCUCUCUCUCUUUCUUCACUGUUCCAUUCUCCUCUACUCUACUCUGAUCUACUUUACUCGAUUUUCUGUCUCCUGCAGUCGGCUUGUCUCUCGUUUCUCUGUUUGAGUCAGUCGGGUAUUUGUAUGUGUUGAAGCAAUGUAUAUAGCCUUGUAGCCUUGCUGCUGUUGUAUUUUCGGUCAGGCUAGCCAUCACUCUAGUUACUUGAUCUAUUUACGUUGAUUUUAUUUUCAGGUCCUCCGGGUGGGUCGGCUGCCCUAAUUGAAAAGCUGACAUUGCUAAACCUUUUCGCUGAUGUGUGGAUGCAUAAAUGCACUAAUAUUUCGGAGGGGGCGGGAGCACUAAUCUUUUUUUCCCCUUCCUUAAACACUGAAUUGGUACACAGCCCCCACCUCCCCCCUCCUCCUUCUCUGAUCCUGCUGAUGGUCUGUUCUCUGAACACCUCUAACCUUGUGUGCUGACUGCAACUGGAACUAAACAAGAACCGACUGUAUUACGAGAGGGGACCGAGUCAUCAUAAUAUUCGAUUUGUUUUAAGUACAUUCAUGCCUUUAAUUGAACAUGUGUGGAGUUGAGUUUGGUUUGGGUUUUGCUUUACAAAGGCAUCAUUCCAGAGUGUUUGAGUGAAGCCCUGGGCCUCUAUGAAGAUGGAGUGGGAUGGAGAGAGGGUACGCUAGUUCACUUAUGUGUGCCUUUUAUGUGGGCUUGGGAACAGACAGACAUGAUGUAAGCUGUGACAAGGAGACAGCCAGGGACAGCCAUGAAGAGGAAAUAACGAUUUCUGGUACUCAAGCUUGUAGAUAAGUGGAUAUGUACAUAGGAAAAUGAUUCUCUCUAGAGUAGGAUGGGUAGAUGGAUAGAUGGAUGGAUGGAUGGACGGAUGGAUGGUUGGACAAAUUGAUGGACGAAUGGAUGGAUGGAUGGGUGUGUCAGUGAGGACUAGGGUUGCCCAGGCUCUGGGGAUGGGAGAAUUGGAGAGAGGUAAAUAGAGGGUGUGAGGGACAUAUUCUGGCAGCUGCUGGAGUCUUGCAAGAGGCCACCUGCUCCGAGUAGUUUAGCUGCGGGCCAGGCCUAAUGCUCCUGUUUACCUAAAUGCUACUCUUAUUGUGACAGGAACAGACAGGAAGGCUCGCCCAUGGACAUAUAUGGGCGGCCACUACUGAUUGGUUCUUGACUAUGAUUGUUUAAAGCUCUCUUUGACCCUCUCAUGAAAGCAAGGUCUAUACUGUACAUCAUUUACCAUGGAGACAGGAAUAUUUAAAUAAAAAAUAUUAAAACA